AUGCAAACCUCUCCUAACUCCAUCUCGCGCCUCCUGAAGCACCCAAACGGGCAGACCACGCAUCUAAUCGUGGAUGACUACACUGACCAGUGGGUAGAGCCAGAGACAGUCCUCAUCCAAGGUGGCUUUGCACGACAUUCUGCGUUCUGGUACCAUUGGAUUCCUUCCCUUGCUCGCUCCUAUCGGGUGAUUCGACGAGACACCAGAGGCCAUGGAAAGUCAUCCACUCCGAAGCCAAGCGACAAUUACGCUUAUACCCUUGAUACAAUCCUAUCUGAAAUAGUCGACACCCUUGACCAACUGGGUCUUCAGAAAGUCCACUUCAUUGGGGAGAGCACCUCCGGCAUGCUAGGGGAAGCAUUCGCCGCGAAAUUCCCGAAUCGAUUGCACAGUUUGACCAUCUGUUCGAGUCCAACCCACCUGCCACCUGCCGCCCUGGAACUAUUUUCCUUCGGCUACUCUAGCUGGCCCGAGGCAUGUCGCAAACUCGGCUCCAGAGGAUGGGGAGAGCAUCUUGCCCGGAUCCCCGGUACACUCUCAACGACAGACACUAAGUACGAAGCGUGGUGGAUGUCGAGCAUUGCAACAAGUUCAAGUGAGGGUCUUGCAGGAUAUGCCGUGUUUCUCUCGUCAUUAGAUGCACGGCCCUUUCUGUCGCAGAUUUCAGUGCCGACACUAAUCCUUGCGCCGGCGAAGAGCGCCGCUACUGGCUUGGAGGAGCAGCUGGAGAUUGCGAGACAGGUCAAAGGGGCGAAGCUGGUUAUUAUCCAUGGGGCUGGGCAUGAGGUUUAUGCAGAUAAGGCCGAGGAUUGUAUUACUGCUUUUAUGGAGUUCCUGUCUGGUCUGGACGGCUCUACCGAUGGUGCGUAG
This is a messenger RNA of Penicillium verrucosum, 870 nucleotides long. Its product is annotated as alpha/beta fold hydrolase. NCBI's taxonomy places the organism in Eukaryota, Fungi, Ascomycota, Eurotiomycetes, Eurotiales, Aspergillaceae. The coding region runs from base 1 to 870 and encodes 289 amino acids. The transcript has a single exon. The record is from RefSeq and is a predicted model, not a curated record.